AUGGCUCUUGUCGACGCCCAAGACUCCGGCCCGGCUGCGCUCGAAGGCGACGGCCAGGACGGCAAGGAGCCCCCGAACAAUAAGCCCGUCUCCAAGGACUACGCCAGCCGGCCCGCGCCCGGUUCCCAGCGUGGCCACGUCCCCCUCCCCCCGCCAGAUGCCUCUGCCCUGCCCAAAGAGCCCGGCCGUACCCGCGGCGAUCUGUCCGCCGCAAAGGCCGUCGCGCCCUCGAUGUCCACCGCCAGCUCGUACAAUGCCUCGCUCCAUUCCAUCUCCCCGUCCGAAGACUCGCCCCCUGGCAGCGCCCCCUCCACAAGACCGCCGACGGCGCCACCGAGUCGCGUGGCGAGCCGUGCGCCCAGUAUGUCUGGAGAGCGCCCCGAUGCGAACGGCAUCCACGCUCCCGCCCCCAAGGCCGUCUCGGCUUCCAAGCCCCAUCACAGCGCUGGUCUGCCGCACAAGGUUCCAGCCGCCAUCCAGAAGGCCUUGGGCGCUUCGGCCCCUUCGACUCCCGAACCGGGCGCUAAGAAGCGCCCGCCCUCGGUCAAGUCGGAAAAGGAGGAGGGCGGCUUCUUCCGCAACGCCCUCAACUCGGCCACACCCAAGAUCACCCGCAGGAGCUCCCAGCGGUCUACCGGCGGCAGCAGCAGAAAGAGCGAUUCGGACGGUGGCGCCCGCUCCGUUGCCGGCGAUUCCGUCCAAUCACUCUCAAAGAAGUAUGGGAUCUGCGAACGUGUCGCAAUCGGCAAGGGGGCUACCUCCGUCGUCCGUCUCGCUCACAAAUGGGAUCGCAACGACGAGAAGCUUUAUGCCGUCAAGGAAUUCCGCAAGCGGCGCAAGAACGAGACGGAAAAGGAGUACGUCAAGAAGCUCACCGCCGAGUUCUGCAUCUCGUCAACGCUGCACCACAUCAAUAUCGUCGAGACCGUCGACCUUGUCCAGGACGAAAGCGCAAAGUGGUGCGAAGUCAUGGAGUUCUGCGGUGGCGGCGACCUCUACGCUGCGAUCAAGAAAGGGCACAUGUCCCCCGGCGAAAUCGAGUGCUGCUUCAAGCAGAUCCUCACCGGCGUCAACUACCUUCACUCUCAGGGCGUCGCCCACCGCGACCUCAAGCCGGAGAACAUCUUCUUCAAUUACAACGGGCAUCUCAAGAUCGGCGACUACGGUGCCUCCACCGUGUACCGUCUGCCCUGGGAGGCCACCGUGCACAUGUCCACCGGGCUCUGCGGUAGCGAACCCUACAUCGCGCCAGAACAGUUCCUCGGAAAGCCGUACGACGCACGCCUCGUCGACAUUUGGGCAAUCGGCAUCGUCUACUAUUGUCUGCACUUUCAGGAAUUGCCGUGGCGUGUUGCCCAACCUUCGGACCCCCUCUACCAGGCCUAUGUGAGCGCUUGCGCAAAUCCGGCGCAGACGGCGUGCCCGCCCACGAUCAAUCAUCUCAGUCCGCGUUCAUGUCGGCCGCUCAUCCGGCGUAUGCUCGAGCCGGAUCCGAAGAAACGCGCGCUCAUCGAAGAGUGUCUCCAGCAUCCGUGGACCAAGGAGAUCGUGAUGUGUUACGAGCAGGAGAAGCCCACUCAUAUUCAUGUCAACGCGGAUAGUUUGGCCAAGGAAGUCCCGCACAGAGCCGAGCGCGAGCGCGAAGGCUAG
Molecule: messenger RNA, 1650 nt
Organism: Peniophora sp. CBMAI 1063
Lineage: Eukaryota; Fungi; Basidiomycota; Agaricomycetes; Russulales; Peniophoraceae
Source: the annotation of a GenBank genome assembly